This is a messenger RNA of Ooceraea biroi (clonal raider ant), 1049 nucleotides long. RefSeq names its product pupal cuticle protein 20. The record is from RefSeq and is a predicted model, not a curated record. Lineage: Eukaryota; Metazoa; Arthropoda; Insecta; Hymenoptera; Formicidae. Gene Ontology annotation, molecular function: structural constituent of chitin-based larval cuticle. Gene Ontology annotation, cellular component: chitin-based extracellular matrix.
CGUCGAUACACGAUAUACCGAAUCGUCGAGAUAUCGAAGUUCGGGUUGCAAACCGCUGCUGCAACCGGCGACGAGUAACGAUCGCUUGCGGGAUUCGGUUGACGAGCGACGGACGUACACGUGCAGCCAGCGAGAUGAGAUCACUCGCCAUCGCGCUGCUGGCCGUGGUCAGUACGUGCUACGCCGCACGGCUGGACAACAGUUACAUCCCGCCCGGAAACGCUUACACGCCACCGCACAAAGUUGGGCUGGGUGGAGGCGGUGGUGGAUUCCGAGGAACUGGUCAAGGCAACAUUUUUGGUUCAGGCGGCACUUACCAAUCACAUGGGGGUGGUGGCGGACAUGGUCAGGAUAUACCUAUCGUUUCUUAUAGCAGCGAUAACAUCGGUGACGGCAACUAUCAAUUCAGCUACGAAACCGGAAACGGCAUCAGCGUGCAAGAAGCAGGCCACCAGCAAGGAAAAACCGAGUCCGUGAGCGGGUCCUUCUCGUAUACCGGGCCUGACGGCGCACAGUACUCCAUUAGCUAUACGGCGGACGAGAACGGCUUCCACCCUCAAGGUGCUCACUUGCCGACACCACCGCCGAUUCCACCGGAGAUCCAACGUGGCGUGGAGCUGGCGCUCGCCGCUGAGGCCAGAGGAGAAAACCAAGACGGUGCAUACCGAGGAGAUGAUCACAUAGGUGGUCAUGGUGGCGGUGGUGGUGGUGGCGGCGGCGGCGGCCUAUAUCAGGGACCGAACUCGUAUCACACGGGGGGCGCAGGAGGAUAUCGUUACUAAACAGCGAAUUCACCACCAAGAGUCACUGGCACGUACCGUAUUAUACACAGGCACACGUGUAUCCCGCAUUUUUCCUGCCAACUUCUGUACAUAAUGAUAUAUAUACAUGCAAUCUUCUUAUUUAUACGAAGUACGAGUAUUUUAUUUAUAGAAUGUCCGCUCGCUGAUUCUUCUUUUCUUGGAGCUCGCGCGCUUAUCUCGCGUAUUGUAUUUUAUUCUUUGAUACGCUUUAUAUAUGUAUAGGGAUUAUAUAUAUAUAUAUCAGUU